This is a messenger RNA of Triplophysa rosa, 2751 nucleotides long. RefSeq lists its product as uncharacterized. The coding region runs from base 1 to 2751 and encodes 916 amino acids. The transcript is spliced from 3 exons. The record is from RefSeq and is a predicted model, not a curated record. Lineage: Eukaryota; Metazoa; Chordata; Actinopteri; Cypriniformes; Nemacheilidae.
AUGGAAAGAGUGAAACCGCCUGACGCUGUGAACUGGACUGGAAAUGUCGAUUUUGCGGGACCCCAAUCGAUAGAAGUGUUCAACACGCUCGUGUUUGAUAGAGAAGAGGAUAAAAGCAACUACGACGUGGUGAUUGGAAAAUUUGACGUCCACUGUUCGCCGAAAAAGAACGAGACCUUUGAAAGUGAACAAGCUCAGCAGCAUGCUAAAACCUUCAGUGACAACACAAAAACAAGUGGAGGUGAAAGUUCAUCUGUAGCAGCAGUGACAGGAAAAAUGCAAAAAUACAUCUCAAGAAAAAUGACACAAAGAAGGCAGAACGAAAUGUUUAAUUGCAAGAGAUGUGGCAAAAGACACCAGCCAAAACAGUGCCCAGCCUAUGGCAAAGCCUGUGCCAAAUGUGGAGGACAGAAUCACUUUGCAAAACAAUGCUUUUCCAAAGGAAAACAACAUGGAAGUGGACAUGUCCAUACAGUGGAAGAAACAGCCCUCAGUGACACAUUCUUUGUUGGCAUGGUGGAACAAAUAGACUCAUUUCAAAGGAGUUCAGAGAAUACGGAAGUGAAUAGAGUUGUAAAAGAAAAGUGGAUAGAAGCUCUGGAAAUAAACGGAUUAAAAGUGUCAAUAAAGCUGGACACAGGAGCUAAAGCCAACUUGAUUUCUGAGCAAGACAUACGAGAAAUGAGAAUAAAGCCACACAUUAAUCAGAAAACUGUACAACUAAAAGCGUACAAUGGACAUUUAAUUGAAACAAAAGGAACAUGCAAACUCAAGGUAAAGGUGAAAAACAGAGAAUAUCAUCUCAUGUUUGUAGUGGUUCCAGACGGACACGAUUCUGUGUUAGGAGACACAGCAUGCGAAGACCUAGGCUUAGUAAAAAGAGUGUACAACAUAGAAGGAGCAAACACACAGGACAGAGUAAAUAACCUAGUGAAACAGUUUCCUGACAUCUUUGAAGGGUUUGGUGUGCUACCAUUAACGUAUAAGAUACAGUUGAAAGAAGAUGCAAAGCCAGUUGUUCAUGCACCGAGACGGGUUCCUGCUCCACUACGAGAAAAGCUAAAAACAGAGCUAGAAAGGAUGACAUUAAUGGGAGUCAUAGAAAAAGUGGAAAAACCAACAGAAUGGGUGAAUUCCAUGGUCUGUGUGAAAAAAACAAAUGGUGAUCUACGUGUGUGUAUGGACCCAAAAGACUUAAAUGCAAACAUACAGAGGGAACAUUAUCAGAUUCCAACACGGGAAGAAAUUAUAAGUGAAAUGGGAGGUGCAAAAUUCUUCACAAAACUGGAUGCAUCCCAGGGCUUUUGGCAACUGAAACUGCACGAAGACAGCACACAUUAUUGCACAUUUAACACUCCUUUCGGUCGGUAUUCUUUUUUGAGGAUGCCUUUUGGAAUCUCUUCGGCUCCGGAAGUAUUUCAUAAAGCAAUGGAGCACAUGAUUGAGGGAAUACAAGGAGUGCGCGUCUAUGUGGACGACAUAAUAUUGUGGGGAUCCACAAUUGAGCAGCAUAAUGAGAGGCUGAUGGAAGUACUACAGCGAGUACAGAACUACGGGCUGAAACUGAAUAAAGAAAAGUGUCAGUUUGGAGUAAAGGAAAUCACAUUUCUGGGAGACAAGUUGUCAGAGAGAGGUGUUAAACCAGAUCAGAGUAAGAUACAAGCGAUUCUUAACAUGCCCAGACCCACCGACAAGAAGGCUGUACAACGAGUGAUGGGGAUGAUCAACUUCAUUGGAAAGUUCAUACCGAAUCUCUCUUCAAAGACAGUGUACAUGAGAGAAAUGUUGCAAAACAAAACUGAAUUCAAGUGGACAGACAAUCAUGAGAGUGAAUGGGAUCGCUUAAAGACUCUUCUAACUACAGAACCAGUACUGACUUUCUUUGAUCCAACAAAAAGGAUAAAGAUUUCAACAGAUGCAUCUAAGGAUGGAUUAGGAGCGGUGCUUCUGCAAGCAGAGGGAGAAAACUGGAGGCCAGUUGUAUAUGCCUCAAGAACGAUGACUUCAGCGGAGUGUCGAUACGCUCAAAUAGAAAAAGAAUGCCUUGGAUUGGUGUAUGGAGUGGAAAAGUUUCACAGCUACGUGUACGGACUUCCAACUUUUGUGGCAGAGACGGACCACAAACCAUUAAUAGCCAUCAUCAAGAAAAACUUGAAUGAGAUGUCCCCAAGAAUACAACGGCUGAUGAUGAAGCUUCAAAGGUACGAUUUUGAUUUAAUCUACACACCAGGAAAGUACAUAGUGCUGGCAGAUGCCCUGUCCAGAGCAACUACGCAAAGAGAAAAAUCUCAUGAGAGAUCCACAGAGGCUGAUGUGACUCUUCAUGUAAGCAUGGUCGCAGAUGCUCUUCCAGUAUCCGAUGCGAAGUCCAAGCAAAUUGCAGCUGAGACAGAAAAAGACAAGGAUCUACAAAUGGUCAUUAAACAUCUGAAUGAGGGAUGGCCAAGAGGAACGUGUUCUCAGUACUACAACAUAAGAACAGAACUGAGUGUUGUCAAAGGACUGUUACUGAGACAAAACAGAAUAGUUAUACCUCAAUCACUGAGACCGGAUAUGAUGAGAAGACUUCAUGAGGGGCACCUAGGAGCAGAAAAGUGCAAGAGGAGAGCCAGAAUAGCUGUCUAUUGGCCAAGGAUGAAUGGUGACAUUGACAGAAUGGUGUCAAGCUGUGAGAUCUGCUUAAAGCAUCAAGCAAAGCAGCAAAAGGAGCCAAUGAUCAUAAUACAACCACCUUCAGAGCCAUGGCAGUAA